CGAAAAAUGGCGCCGACGUGAGCGCGAGCCCACGGCCACCGAAGGAGUCGCCGCAGCCUUAGUUGGAGCCGCCGGAGCCGCAGGAACAAGAGACUGAACCAGGCUGAGGAUGGAUGAGGAACCCUCGGGGCCCAGCCCGGACAUGCCGGCUACUGCAGAGCCCAGCUCCAGUGAGACCGACAAGGGGGUGUCCCCAGUUGUGGCUGCUAUAGCCAAGUCCUCUUCCAUGGAGGAGGAGCCGGGCCCUGACCGGGCACCCACACCCCCAGUGUGGGAACAUGGAGGGCCCACCGGAGGGACCCAGCAGGGUGCCUCCCCAGCCCCAGACAGUGGCCAUCCCCGACCUGGACACAGCCUUGGGCCAACCAGCACUGUCUCCAAGACCAGUGAGGACCUGCGGCCUCCCAGACGACGCCCACCACCAGGGAAGCAGAUACCAUGCUCCAGCCCAGGCUGCUGCCUCAGUUUCCCCAGCGUUCGAGACCUGGCACAGCAUCUGCGUACCCACUGCCCACCCACACAGUCCCUGGAAGGCAAGCUCUUCCGCUGUUCCGCCCUGAGCUGCACCGAGACCUUCCCCAACAUGCAGGAACUGGUGGCCCACGGCAAGCUGCACUACAAACCCAACCGCUACUUCAAGUGUGAGAACUGCCUGCUGCGCUUCCGCACGCACCGCUCGCUCUUCAAGCAUCUGCAUGUUUGCGCCGAGCAUGCGCAAAGCCCAGCCCCGCCGCCGCCACCCCCGGCCCUGGACAGGGAGUCUCCGGCGUCCGAGCGCCCCCCGGAAUCCGAUCCUGCGCCGGCGCCUGGCCUGCCGUACCCGCUGCUCGAGCCGUUCACGACCCCUGCCCCUGCCCCCACUGGGCCCUUUCUGCCCUACCUGAACCCCGCGCCUUUUGGCCUAAGUCCCCCACGCCUGCGCCCCUUUCUGGCCGCCGCUCCUGGGCCCCCUGCCUCCAGCGCCGCCGUCUGGAAAAAGAGCCAAGGUGCAGGCGGCAGCCCGCGAAGACCCCAGGGCGGCUCCGACGCGCCCUCAGGGCACGCGGCUGCCAGCCGCAUCGUGUGGGAGCACACGCGCGGCCGCUACUCGUGCAUGCAGUGCGCCUUCUCCACGGCCUCACGGCCCGCCAUGACCCUACACCUGGAGGACCACCGCCCCGGCGGCCCCGCGGCCCCGGCGCCCGGGCAGCCGCGCCCCGACGCGCCGGCGGACCCGGCCCCGCUGGCACCCAAGGUAUCGCAGCUGCUGUCUGAGGGGGAGUGCCCGGUUUUCUCGCCGCUCUGA
Budorcas taxicolor (takin) is the source of this 1285-nucleotide messenger RNA. It is a transcript of the gene ZNF414, whose product is annotated as zinc finger protein 414. The record is from RefSeq and is a predicted model, not a curated record. The transcript has 8 exons. NCBI's taxonomy places the organism in Eukaryota, Metazoa, Chordata, Mammalia, Artiodactyla, Bovidae. The coding region runs from base 110 to 1285 and encodes 391 amino acids.